AUGGACAGUAAUUCUGUGUGUGCUAGGGAUAAGCUUCUCCACAUCGAUAUCCAUAUAGAUGAAAAUGAACCUCAAAGAGGCAUCCUGGACCUCCUCAGCAGACUCCGUCCUCACUGGAAGGCGCAGGACAUUCAGAUGAAGACAUUCACAGAAGGCAUCACCAACCAGCUGCUUGGCUGUUAUGUAGGCUCUCUUCAGGAGCCUGGCUGUGUUCUGGUGCGACUGUAUGGAAGAAUGACGGAGCUUUAUGUGAACCGGGACCGGGAGGUGGAGAUGUUCCAGGUCUUCCACACCCACAGCUGUGGUCCGGAGAUAUACUGCAGCUUCCAGAAUGGCAUCUGUUAUGAGUUUGUCAGAGGAACAGUGCUGGAUGAUGAGCUCCUCCGACAACCCUCCAUAUACAGAUUGAUCGCAGCAGAGAUGGGGAGAAUCCACUCGAUCCAGCCAAAAUGUGGUCAGCCUGUUGAACCUCUGCUCUGGACAAAAAUGUCUCACUUUCUCAAACUGGUGCAGAAUGAUAUCAACAGCAGCCCGGUCGAGCAGCGUUCUGUGUCUCUACAAGAGUUGCCGAGCUUUGAGACUUUGUCAGUUGAAAUAGAGUCACUGAAACGACACCUCUCGAAGAUUGACUCGCCAACUGUCCUCUGUCACAAUGACCUUCUCACAAAAAACAUCAUCUACAACCACAAAGAGGGAAUGGUGAAAUUCAUUGACUAUGAGUACGCCGAUUACAACUACCAGGCCUUCGAUAUUGGCAAUCACUUCAACGAAUUUGCUGGUGUGAAUGAUGUUGACUACAGCCUCUAUCCCAGCCGUGAGCUGCAGAGAGACUGGCUGACAGCCUAUCUGGAGAGUUACAAGCACAGCACUGGACGUGAGGUCACUGUUACAGAGGCAGAAGUUUCACAACUCUACAUACAAGUCUGCAAAUUCUCACUGGCUUCAAACUUCUUCUGGGGUCUCUGGGCCAUCCUGCAGUCACGAUACUCCUCGAUUGACUUUGACUUCCAAAGAUACGCCAUGGCACGACUCAACUACUACUUUGAGAAGAAAGAAGAAUAUUUUGCACUAAAAAUGAGCUAG
Messenger RNA from Thunnus maccoyii (southern bluefin tuna), 1083 nucleotides. RefSeq lists its product as uncharacterized. Gene Ontology annotation, cellular component: cytoplasm. NCBI's taxonomy places the organism in Eukaryota, Metazoa, Chordata, Actinopteri, Scombriformes, Scombridae. The record is from RefSeq and is a predicted model, not a curated record. The transcript has 8 exons. Gene Ontology annotation, molecular function: ethanolamine kinase activity. The coding region runs from base 1 to 1083 and encodes 360 amino acids. Gene Ontology annotation, biological process: phosphatidylethanolamine biosynthetic process.